AUAGCCUUCAAGCUAACCAUUGUAGUUAAGCGAUAAUUCUUAAUAUUGCAAGGUUUCAGUUAAAGGUAGUGCAUAACUUGUCUUGCUUUUUUCGCACUAGACGCUCGCGCUGUUAAUCAACGUCGAUCCUACCAAUAGCAAAUAAUUCACCCCAUAUAUAGCGAAUCGGCCCAUUAUAUUGCACAAUGCAAUUGAUGAACCGGCCCGCCCGCUGCCGGGCCUUCGGCAGCGGCAAUGCUCGACAAUUCCGCCAAGCUCAAGCGUGCCGUGCGCAUACUCCAACAGUUCUCAGAAGCCACCCAACAACUCGCCAAACAGACAAGGACCUUCCAUCACUCCCAGCCCUAGAUGAUAAUUAUGAAUCCAACGUGCGUUUCACGGAAUUCGCAAACUGGCUUAUCCCCGGCAGCAUGCUGGUAGGCCGCUAUCCCUACGUGGAGCCUAGCAGGUGCCUGCAGCGCACGCUGGGGGAGCAGCAGCUGCAGCAAAUCCUAGAUGCGGGCAUCACCACCUUCGUCAGCCUCCAGGCGGAGCUGCCGCCCCAGGAGAAGAUGACCCUGGCCGGAAAGAACGGAUUCCUGCCGUACAAGGCCACCGCGGAUCUCAUCCGCGCGUCGCUCAAUGGGCCGCCUCCCAUGGAGAUCGUAGAGGGGCUCCGAAACCCCAUGCUGGACAAGUUUCUGCCUGCCAGGAAGCGGCAGGGCAGCGGGGUGCCGUACAACCCUGUCACACUGCAAUUCCUGCACUUCCCAAUCGCUGACCUGGAGGUGCCCGACGCCGCAGCGCUGCCGGCCCUCAUGCAAGACUUGGGGCAGCGGCUGGCGGCGGGGGAAAAGCUGUACUUGCACUGCUGGGGCGGGCGCGGGCGGGCGGGGCUAGUGGGCGCCUGCCUGCUGGCCAGCUUGUACGGGUUGACCGCGGAGGAGAGCUUGGAGCGUGUGCAGCGCGCCUUUGAUACUCGUCGGGACGGUGGACGGCUCAGCCCCGAGACCAAGGAGCAGUUCGAGUUCGUUGAGGGUUACGUCAAGGCUCUAAAGCAAUAGCACAUUCAAUGCAGGGUCGUAUACGGAAAUUUUGUGAAGGCCUAGGACAGGGCCAUCGGAUUGUGCAGGCUGUUUUGGUCAGCGUUCGUCAUCGAACCGUCGCUCGCUGACCAAUGACGUCCAGGAGCAAAGUGCAAAAAUGCAUUAUAUUUUUACUCCCUGGUAUGUGGAGCACCUGUCAGAACGUUGACGGGUAGUUUGCUGAGUUGCGUAAAAGGGGCGCGCACGGCAACCUUUUAUGUGCGCACGUUUUGUACGUGGGUGCUUUAUAAGUCUGUUAAUCUGUAGCUGGAGAUAAAAUUACGCACCUGCUUAUUUCACGCUAAUCACCCAAACAUUAAUAACCUUGUUUGGCAUACAUCGCUCAAAACAUUGUAUCCUCGCCUGUGCCAGUUGUCUGCGACUCCGAGCGCUGGUUGCAAGGGGUUACUACGUUUGUGUCAAUCUUACCGUUUUUGGCCUGAGCUGUGCCGUUUGCCGCCGCCGGGGAUUGCGUUGGGUCUGAGUUUUAUGCUACGCCAGGAGCUGCGGACGGAAAACAGCGUGAAGAGGAGCAAUCGGCGUCCCUUAGAUCGCUAGCGGUGGUCACGGUGACAGUCGGAUGACAAGUUCGGGCGCAACUUUUACCAGCAACGGCACAUACUGCAGCAUGGAUGGCAAGGUCGGACGCCGUGCGCCGCUGUCUAUAGACACGAUUAACCGGCGUGUCAUAGAAUCGGAGUACGCGGUUCGUGGCGAAAUUGUUCAACUUGCACAGAAGAUUGCCCGCGACCUUGAAGAAGGCAAAGGCAAUUACCCUUUCGACAAAGUGGUCUGGUGCAACAUCGGGAAUCCCCAAAUUCUAGGACAGAAGCCCAUCACGUAUUUCCGUCAAGUGCUGGCGUUGUGCGAGUGCCCGCAGCUUCUGUCGCACCCCAACAUCCGCGACCUGUUCCCGGAGGAUGUCAUCAACCGCGCGCAGCUGCUCAUCAAGGCCAUCCCGGGCGGCCUCGGAGCCUAUAGCGACUCCGCGGGUGCCCUCAUCAUCCGCCAGCUCGUGGCCGCAGCCAUCUCUGCCCGCGACGGCUUCCCCUCCGACCCGGAGAACAUCUACAUGACGGACGGCGCCUCGCCUGCCGUACACUACAUGAUGGAUCUGCUGCUGCGGGAGCCCUCGGACGGCAUCAUGGUGCCCAUCCCGCAGUACCCGCUGUACAGCGCCACGUUGACGCUGUACGGCGGCACGCUGGUGCCGUACCACCUGAACGAGGCCGCGGGCUGGGCGCUGGACGUGGCGAACCUGCGGGAGCGGCUGAGUGAGGCGCGCGCCAAGGGGCUGUGCGUGCGGGCGCUCGUGGUCAUCAACCCCGGCAACCCCACAGGUCAGUGCCUGUCGUACGACAACAUCCGGGACAUCCUGGCCUUCUGCCGGGACGAGCAGCUGGUGCUCAUCGCGGACGAGGUCUAUCAGGCCAACAUCUACGUGGAGGACAAGGAGUUCUUCUCCUUCAAGCGUGUCGCCUGCAGCGAGGGGCUGCUGUCCGCGGUGCCGCUGGUGUCUCUGCACUCCAUCUCCAAGGGCUUCAUCGGGGAGUGCGGCCGGCGGGGCGGCUACAUGGAGGUGACGGGCUUCCCGGAGGCGGUCAAGGACCAGAUCCUGAAGCUGGCCUCCAUCAACCUGUGCCCCAACCUGUCGGGGCAGAUCUGCUGCGCACUGAUGAUGAACCCGCCGCAGGAGGGUGAGGCCUCCUACCCGCUCUACUGCGAGGAGCGCAACGCCAUCCUGGGCUCCCUCAAGCGGCGCGCGGAGCUGCUGGUGGGGGCGCUCAACCGGCUGCAGGGGGUCAGCUGCAACGCGGCGGAGGGGGCGCUGUACGCCUUCCCGCGGGUGACACUGCCGGAUGCCGCUGUCAGGGCGGCGCAGCAGCUGGGCAAGCAGCCCGACUGGCUGUACUGCCGGGAGCUGCUGGCGGCCACCGGCAUUGUGGUGGUGCCCGGCUCGGGCUUUGGUCAGGCGGAUGGCACCUACCACUUCCGCACCACCUUUUUGCCCUCGGAGGAGGACAUUGGCCACGUGGUGGAGGCGCUCGGGAAGUUCCAUGCGGCCUUCCUGGCCAAGUAUGGAGGGGUGAUUGCGGCGGCGCCGGCGGGCGCGGUGGAAGUGGAGGAAAAUGGGACUCACUAGGUAGCCAUCGGAUGCAGGGGGGGAGGUGAAGCGGAGGGCGUAUGGACUGCCGUGGCGGGCCUAGAAGCCCGGCGCGUUGACGUUCGGUGAGAGUGUAUGUUUUUCCGCUUUGGGAGGUUCGUUGUACGGCACUUUUGAGGCCCUGGUGGCUGGAAUGGAGGAGAAACGUUUUCCUGUUGGACAGGCAGUUUUGGCGGUGCUGUGCUGUCGUCAGAUGACAGUUGAGGGGAGCGUGGUGCUGAGAAGAGAACGACUAGAACAACGCGGGAUAGUAGGUAAUGCGGAAGGCCAGCCUAUUGUGCUUUGGGUCCCCAUAAACCUAGAGGACAAGGGUGAUGAGGAUUUUUGUGCCAGCCUUUUUUCCAUUAUCGUCUAGAGGCUGUUGCAGGGAAUGACGUCAUUGCACUCGCUGAUGGUGGUGUGAUGCGGCGGCUAAAGUGGUGGUGCGGCGGGGGGCUACUACACGCAACAAUAGUGUGACGCUGUAAUACGGGUUGCUGCCGUGUGGUUAGCUGCAUGCUCUCUACGUGACAUGGGCUCUCCGGGGCUCAGGUUGCAGAGCCCACAUACCGAGCCAACGCGGAUUUCGAGCUCCUGCUCUUGAAGUGGCCUGCGUGGGCCUGAGAGUUGUUCAUGAUUACCGGUACCUCAAUGGGAGGUUUGGCGUGUAUGGGGAAUACGUGACGUUACGCAUGUCAUAAGGUGGCUCCUUUUCCAGGACUAAGAUUUUCAUGUUUUUAUUACAAUGUGUUGUGCGGGUUUAUUGUGCAGAGAUUGCCGACCAUAAAGGAGUGGUUGUGAUGGGACAUGGGCGCGCCCAGUCCCGUCCUAGUCUGGCAUGUGAGUUGCGUGCCGAUGGUUGUUAAUGUCAUUCGACAUGCUGGACGAGGAUAUGAACGGGAGCAACCACAUGUAACAGCUUUUUGUUU
This is a messenger RNA of Astrephomene gubernaculifera, 4136 nucleotides long. The record is from the annotation of a GenBank genome assembly. NCBI's taxonomy places the organism in Eukaryota, Viridiplantae, Chlorophyta, Chlorophyceae, Chlamydomonadales, Astrephomenaceae.